Molecule: messenger RNA, 3675 nt
Organism: Dioscorea cayenensis subsp. rotundata (Guinea yam)
Lineage: Eukaryota; Viridiplantae; Streptophyta; Magnoliopsida; Dioscoreales; Dioscoreaceae
Molecular function (GO): ubiquitin binding; RNA binding
Source: RefSeq, a predicted model, not a curated record
AAACCUCGCAGAGAUAUAACUUCUGAACUGGAGCUUCCCGGCGGUGCCUCCGCCGCCGACGCCGAGCUUCUCCAAUGGCGUCCUCCGAGCAACCUCUGAAGAAGCGCAAGCUCUACGAUUCUGCACCUUUGGAACCCCAAGGUCCCCCCAAUCCCGAGCCCAACAAUGUGCCCCCUCCCCCUCCUCCUUCCCAGGAGGAGAUCCUUCGGAAGAGAAAGAAUCGUGAUGAGAUCCGAAACCUUUACGAGUUUUACCGGCGCAUGAAGUACUGUGUCGCCCAGAAGAAUCCGAGGCUCAUGCCGGAUUUCGAGCAGGCGUAUCUAUCACUCAUCUCCGCUUCACGAGGUUGCACAAGUGUACAACGUAUUGUAGCUGAGCUUAUUCCUCGGUAUGCAUCAUAUUGCCCAACUGCUCGAAGCAGCUGCAAAGUUUCCAUUAACAUGUAUAAUUGGAGCUUGGCCAUUAUAAUAAGAGGAGAGGAUGUAGAUGGUGUUGCAUAUCAGACUGCUAAAGCAUGUAUUUUUGGCCUAGUUGAUAUAUGCUCCACAGCCUCACAUGAAGCACCAACAUCAUCCGUCAUACAGGGCAUAUGCUCUGCUGUUUUCUUAAAUGUUCUUACUUUCUUCACUUCAAGUUUUGAGGAGAAGGAUAUUUUUGAGAUUGGUGGCAAGCAACUAAUGAAGUUGCAAGAAUCCAUGGAAUCCUUCUCUGACCUUAAACAAGAACCGGCAGAUGAUGUUGAACUGGCGUCAUAUAAGUUAUUCAACUUCAGGGCACUUAGUCUGCUGCAUAUUUUCUUUUCUUAUCCAAGAAACUUGCUUGAAGCCUGCUUUGAACUUCUUGUUUCUGAUGGAGUUGAUGGUCUUGCUAAAGGCCGAUACUUUCUCACUCAGGUGACAACUUUCUUGAGUGUUGGUGACCCUGCUCUUGAUGAGACAAAAGAUGAGAUUUCACUAUGUAAAGAUUCCUCACAGGCUUGCACACAUAUGAAAGAAACAAAUGAAGUUACACAUGUAUCAAAUGACGGCACUGUUCUAGAAAAAUCUCUAUCUAAGAUUUCUUUCAUGGGAAUGGCUAUUGGCAAGGAUAUAUCAUUGAGAGGGUGGAUACAAGCCAGAUUUAAAAACUUAAGUGAUUCAUCGACUUCCAAGGCUUAUCCAGAAUUGCCAUCCUUUCUGGAAAAGAUUUUUAAUCCCAUUUUGGAAGCUUCAGAAAGAUUAGAGCUUAAAGACCACAGGGAGGAUAAAGUUGACCCUUCAAAAUUGCACCCAAUAUAUUGCCAUCUCCAAAAGCCAAUUGCAGCCACCCAAUAUUUUGCGUCUCCAAGUCAAGUUCAUUGGUAUUCUGAUGGAGAUCCUGCAGCUAUGGAUGUAUUCUCUGCCUCUAAGAUGCUCUGGUUAGGUUCUCUUGGUCAUGAUGCCUCUGAAUCUGUAGUUAGAAUGCAACUUGAAGACUUUGCCCCAUUGAGCAAUUUCUGUUCUUUUCUAGCAAAAGACUUUGCUUUGAUUGAAUAUAGAAAUAUUAUGGAUGCUGUAAAAGCACGGGAGUACAUGCAAGGAUCCUCCUGUGGGGUGGCUGCCUUUUGUAUUAAAUUCUUAGACACAGGAUUUGGUAGUAGAGGGGCUAUUAAUGGUGUUGCAAUUGGUGAGAGUUGUCAUGUUUACAUUGGAAGAGUACCAUCCAAACAGGCAAAGGAUGAUAUUUUCAAUGAGUUAAUGGCUGCUAGGUUAAGUAAUCCCCGCAUGGUUACUGACCUUACAAGUGAAAGUGCAUUACUUUUGGAAUAUUGUUCUUCUGAGGAGGCAACCAUUUCAAUGUCUCACAUCAGGAUGUGCCGGAAAGAGACUAGGCGCAAUGUAUUAUCAAAUAAAAGCUUGACGAUAAGUACAGUUAUAGGGGAAAGGCCUGCUUCUGGUUGUCAGCUCAUGGUGAGCCAAAUAGAUGCUUCUGUCUCUGAUGAAGAGUUGAUUAAUGCUUUUUCAAGAUUUGGUGAGCUUACUGGAUGGCAGUUUAUGAGACAAAAUGGAUGUUGCUUAAUAAAUUUUCAAUCAUGUGAAUCUGCUAAUGCAGCUAAAUCCCAUUUAGAUGGUGUAAGGUUUGGGCUUAUGUCUAUUGAGGUUGAGAUCAGAUCAGACCACCCUGCCCAUGGUAAUAUACUAUCACCACAUGUGCAGACUUCACAUGAAAGCCCUGCUGACAGUUGCAGGAAAAGAAUAUCACAGUUAUCUUCUUUAUUUUCAUCUUUAUGUAUGAAAUAUAAAAUUGACCAGAGUUCAAGCUCGUAUGCUUGCCAGAAAUUAAAAGAUUAUUAUGCAAUCAACGUGAGAGGUGAAGAUAGAAUUCCAAUAAACACUGUAUGGAUUGGUUUGCCCGCUAUGCCCUCCCCUUUCUUACAGAGAUUUUGCUCAGCAUUUGCCAUCCUCAUGGACCUGUCUUCUUGGAAAGUAAACCUGGCAAUCAGUAUCUGCAGCUCUUAUUCAGAUAAACCAAAUAUUGUUACCCAUGAACUUGUUUCACCAAGAACAGACACGGAAAGGUUUGCCGGUCAAGUACACAACAGGCCUCCAUAUGGUUCAAACUGGUCUGCUGCAGGAAGUGCGGAGAUGAUGGAAGCCAGGCCUUCAUUUUCUGAAGCUCCAGGAACCUCCUACUCGGUGAACAUUCAUGGCAAUAUAAGAAGCUGGAAACCAGACCUCCAGUGUCAGGUCCUGGGAGGCUACCAUGCCCACCUCCUGUUUACAUAUGGAGGCUCGACAAUCCCACCACCAAUGCCACCAUUCUCAUAUCCACGCCCUUUCUAUCCUACUCAAAACAGCUCUUGGGACAACUAUCAUCAAAAUCGCCCACCGACCAAAUCCUCCCCACCUGAUGUGCUACCUCCACUGCCUUCUCCUCCUCCAUUGCCUCUAUCCCAGCCACCUUCUAUACCACCUCCGAGGUUUAGCCCCACAAUCCUCAAUCUGCUCUUGAAAGUUCUAACACAAGAGCCAGUGAACCAACACCCUCAUUAUCAGUGGCAAGGUUCUCUUUCUAAGAGUGGGGUCCACUACUGUACAAUUUAUGCUGUCAGAGAGGACUCAAAUAUUUGCAAGUAUACAGUAGCUGCAUCAGAACCUGUCGAGUUCCAGACAAAGGUUAUAUUUCAUUACAAGUGUUUUAUAAGUCGCUGGCUUAGUUGUGCAUUGAUAUGCCAUUCUACCUGGAACCUAGUGUUUACCUUCAUAGAGAGAGAAGUUUGCCGGUUGCUCCCAUCCGCUAUGAGUGACCAUAAGGGUCUGCAUGAUUUCAUUACUUAUUUGAGACAGAGGGACUGUGGCGGAGUGAUCAAGAUUCCUGCGGUGAAUUCUAUGUGGACAAGGGUACUCUUCAUUCUUCCGUAUUCUCCUGAAACUUGUUCCAUGCUCGCCAUUCCCCCGAAUCCUGUUGAUUGUCUUCUUGCGUUGGUUUUGCCGAAGGAAGAAUGAACCUCGAGAUUGUAUGAUAUGUAGGAGGAUGGGCACUUUUUUCGUAUUUUAUACGGUCCACGGAUGACAACAGCUGUAGAGUUAAAACUUCAUAGGCUGUAGUUUAAAUCUUUGUACAUUUGGGCUAUGUUAAGGUUCUUAUUCUUUUUCCUUUUUUUUUUAUUGUUUUUUUGGCACUUUCAAGUUCUUGGUGAAAUACCUUUGCAUUUGU